GAUUAGAAAUCUAAUAGGAGUGACUAACAGGUCGGAGUGUGUGUAGUGUGUAGUGUGUAGUGAACCGUACAGACUUCAGUGAUCUUCUUUCUUCUGUGUUUUUCAGACAGUUAUGCACAGCUAGGGAACAAAGAGAAGGAAGAGAGUAAAGCAGCCCAUGUCCCUUGAUCAACGAAGCAGACUAAAGGAGAACCGAUGGGCGAAAGAAACUCCACAACAUGGACUCAGGGUCAGAGCCCUCAGGACCCGCUCAUGGCCAGCUAUGACUUUACGCUGGAUUACGACAUUCCCGUGGACCAGAUUCCGGACACGACUCAGGGAAGAGCCUUUUUCGUCUCCACCAUCAUCAUCGCCAUGGUCCUGGUCUGCAUCAUGCUCGUCUGCGGCAUCGGGAACUGCCUCUUCAUCGUCACGUUAGUGCGCUACAAAAAGCUGCGCAACAUCACCAACCUGCUCAUCGGAAACUUGGCGGUGUCGGACUUCCUGGUGGCGGUGGUCUGCUGCCCCUUCCUGGUGGAUUACUAUGUGGUUAAGCAGCUCUCCUGGGACCAUGGGAUUUUCCUGUGCAUUUCCAUCAACUACCUGAGGACGGUGUCUCUCUAUGUGUCCACCAAUGCACUGCUGGCCAUCGCUGUGGACAGAUACAUGGCCAUCGUGCAUCCUCUCAAGCCCAGAAUGAAGUACCAUACCGCCUACUGGCUCAUAUUCGGAGUCUGGAUCUUGCCGAUCCUCAUCUCGGUGCCCUCUGCAUACUUCGCCACGGAGCACGAGUACCCUCAAGGGGCUGUAGCCCAUGGCAGCAAGAUCUUCUGUGCCCAGAUCUGGUCAGCAGACCAGCAGCUUCUUUACCGCUCUUACUUUGUGUUCAUUCUGGUGGUGGAGUUUGUAGGGCCUGUGGCAGUCAUGGCGUCAUGCUACGCUCGGAUCUCACGUGAACUCUGGUUCAAGAAUGUUCCAGGGUUUCCGACCGAGCAGCUGGAGCGGCGUUUGCGUCGGAGGCGACGGACUGUCGUGGCUCUGAUCGCUGUCCUCGUGGCUUACGUGCUUUGCUGGGCGCCGUAUUACGGCUUUGCACUUCUGAGGGAUUUCUACCCGUCGGUGAUCACACGAGAGCGCAAUUCACUGGUCGCUUUCUACAUCAUCGAAUGCAUCGCCAUGAGCAACGGGGUCAUCAACACGCUGUGCUUCGUCAGUGUGAGGAACAACGCUGCUAAGUGUCUCAAGAAGGCCACGUGUUCGCAGUGGCACGUCGUGUCGAGGAACGCCACCAUCACCGCCGUGAAGGUGGUGGUCGAGGGCGAUAUGAGGACUUCUUCACUCAAAGUGACAGAGGAUGUGGAAUGUACACGAAUAAGAUGAAGAGAUAAAAGAUCUAAAGGAGGAGGAGGAUGAUGAGGAAGAGGAGGAUGAGGACAGCGUUCCUGGUGUAGCCAAGUCUUUUAUAUUAGCAAGAGAGAAUUCACAAAAGGUCACUCAGAUUCCUUCAGAUCUCCAGAUAAUAUCAAAAUAUAAUCAAAAUAUAAUCAAAAAUAAUAUUAUAAGUCUACACUCUCAGAAAAAAGGGUUCCUCAAAGGUUCUUUGGAUAGUUCAUGGAAGUAUCUCUGGUAGAGGAAGACCUUGUUGUAGGUUCGAAUGCUUUAGAUGGAUUGGUCGAUUGAACGUUCUCUUCUCAGCUCCUCCUCAAGCUUUCUUAGUAUCUUAAAGGGUUUCUGUUAGUGCAGGAUUCCAGUGUAGGGUUCACUGUUAGAACAUUUUUCCAGAGAGAAACGCUGAAGAUUCAAUAUAUCUGAUACCAACAUAUUAGUUCUCCUCAGCUCCAUCCAUCAGUGGAAAGGAAAACUUAACCCCAUACAGAACACUGAUGCGGUCUAUACAGAGGACAAUAUUUGGGAUGAAACUGACCCACAAGUCGCACCAGCAGUGGAAUUAAGCGUGAUCCAGAAGCUAUCAUCAUCAUCAUCAUCAUCAUCUUGGAGGACUUUGUCCAAGAAGGAGAUCAAAUUCACUCGCUGCACAAAUGCAACCUCAGACAUACCUCAGAAAUCACUCAUCUCCAGGAUUUCUCUGUUUCUACUAUAAUUUAACUAGGUCAUAUUUGCAUAUCGGGGCUCUGCUUUACCCCCUGCACAUCCAACUAAAUCUCACAGUGCAUUUUUCCGAAGCGUGGCUAAUGGAGAAAAACUGACGAGCAUGUUUUACACAUUCUGUUCCACUAAUUUCAUCUCCAAAUCCUUUUUGCUUGUUGAGUGACCGUGGAUGUUAAUCAUUAGUGAAGCGGGAUUUAUGCUAUUAUUGUUAACUAUUAGCUUGCCUUCCACGUUCCUUUCUCUUUUCUCAUUAUCCUGUAGCUCUUCCUCUUCUCGCUCAUGACAAAUAAUGCAACCUGAAGAUCUCAAGUAUCUGUUUAGAUUUUAUUGAAUGAUUAUUUGUUUGUAUUUUGGUGGAUUUCUGAGAGGGAAGGGUUCAUGUUCAUUUUUCAUAUACAGAAUAUUUGUAUUUAAAUAUUUAAUGAAGCGCCAGCGAGAACAAAUAAUUCACGUGUAUUAAAAAAGUAAUGGGGUCAUACGCAUACAUAUAAGGUAAGUGUCCUGAAAU
Molecule: messenger RNA, 2596 nt
Organism: Hemibagrus wyckioides
Lineage: Eukaryota; Metazoa; Chordata; Actinopteri; Siluriformes; Bagridae
Gene: prokr1a
Product: prokineticin receptor 1a
Exons: 2
Coding region: 196-1359 (387 amino acids)
Biological process (GO): neuropeptide signaling pathway
Cellular component (GO): membrane
Molecular function (GO): neuropeptide receptor activity
Source: RefSeq, a predicted model, not a curated record